Colletotrichum siamense is the source of this 3738-nucleotide messenger RNA. RefSeq names its product WSC domain-containing protein. Lineage: Eukaryota; Fungi; Ascomycota; Sordariomycetes; Glomerellales; Glomerellaceae. The record is from RefSeq and is a predicted model, not a curated record. The transcript has 3 exons. The coding region runs from base 1 to 3738 and encodes 1245 amino acids.
AUGGCUCCUCUCACAACAUGGCUGUUGACAGCCCUCGUCGGCCUCGCCAACGGUCUGGCCUCAACCGACACCAUCACAUGGGGAGGCGACAACUCCCGCGCCGGCUACCAAACAACACACAACAUGGACCCCUCCGUGGUAGGGAGCUCCCAGUUCGGCCAGCUGUUUCGGACGCAGCUUCCCGGCAACUACGGCGGCCAACCCGAGCAGAUCUUCUCACAGCCUCUCGUUUACACCCCGAGCGGCGGCGACGGCACACAAUACGUCUACGUCGCAACGCAACAGAAUAAUGUCUACAAACUUAAUGCAAAGACCGGAGCGAUCGUCGCCUCUCGCAACCUUCACAUUCCCUUCCUGACCGCCGACCUCGACGGCUGCGUCGACAUCAACCCCCACGUCGGCAUCACCGCCACCGGUGUCAUUGACCCGUCUACCGACACCCUGUACCUGACCUCCAAGACCUAUGCCGACCAGAGCAAGCCCAAUGUCGCCCAGGGCCGCACGGCCGGACGUUACUACAUCCACGCACUGGAUGUUAACACCCUCUUGGAACGACCCAACUUCCCCGUCAACUUGGAGGGCACUGUGGCCAGGAACAACCCGAUCCGAUCCUUCAACGGCGGCAUCCAUCACCAACGCCCCGCCCUUCUGAACGUCGGACAGUUCGUCUACCUUGGUUUCGCUUCCCAUUGUGUGCAGUACAACUUCACCGGAUGGAUCAUUGGCUUCGACAAGACGAGCGGUAAUCUGGUUGAGCGGUGGGCCACUCAGGGUGACGGCGUUCCUAACACCACCCCCGGCGCUGGCGUCUGGAUGUCUGGCGGUGGUCUCGCGUCUGACGAUGCCGGCUCCAUGUUCUUCGCUACCGGCAACGGUUACGCUUCUCAGCUCAGCACCAUCCCCGUCAACGGUCGCCAGCCUCCCACGGCCAUGGAGGAGGCCGCUGUUCACAUGAGUAUCGGCGGUGACGGGAGCUUGACCGUAACCGAUUUUUUCAUGCCCUGGGAGAAGCAAGCCUUGGACGGUGCCGACAAGGAUUUGGGUACCAGUCCUCUGCAGAUUCUCCCCAGCGCCUUCUCCUGCGGCGACGUGAGGCGCAUCGGUGUUGUGACCGGCAAGAGCGGCAAGACGUACUGGAUCAACCUCGACAACAUGGGCGGCUACCGCAACGGUGCCAAUCGUUUGGAUGCUGUCAUUCAGGUCUACCAGAACGACAACUCGGUGUAUGCUGGAGCUGGUGUCUACCCGUUGGAGGGCGGCUACAUCUUCAUCAAUGUCAUCAACUACCCCACAAACGUCUUCAAGUUCUCCUGCACAGCUGGAGUUCCCUCAUUCACCAAGGUCGCGACGAGCCCCGCCGCGAACGCUGCCAUCCUCGGUGUCAGCCACGGCACUGUUACCUCUCUCAACAACCAGCCAGGUACCGGUCUCAUCUGGACUCUCGAUGUUCAGGGCUCCCAACUCAGGAUCUAUGACGCCAUUCCCAAGAACGGUGCCAUGAACCUCAUCAAGUCUUUCAGUGUUCCUGGCUCAACCAAGUUCGGCAGGGCUGUCUUCGGUGAUGGCAUCAUGUACCAGGGCACCACUCUCGGUUACCUCUAUGCCUUCGGCUCGCCCGUAAACGUGCCUGUCAACUGCACCUCCUCCAAUGAUUUCGGCACCGUCAACGUCGGCAAUCAGAGCGUGGCGCGCUCGAUCUCUUGCACGGCUCUGAUCGGCGUCACUGUUACAGACAUUGGCCUGGAUGAGGCGGACGAUUUCGUCAUCACCAACGCUGGAACUCUGCCGCUCACCCUCACCGCCGGUCAGACAUUCAGCGUCUCCGUUGCCUUCAAGCCCACCACCGUUGGUCUGGUCUCUUCCGAUCUCCUUGUCAACACCACCAACGCUGUCGCUGGUUACAGUCAGAACACUCAUGUCAGAUUGACCGGUACUGGGGAGAGCUCCAGUCCGCUACUGGCCGUCACUCCGCCAACUAUCACUUUCCAAGGCAUCAUUGCUGGAUCCAACGGCACUCUCUCGGAGACUGUCAUCAUCUCCAACCAGGGCAACGCUCCUCUGUCCAUCACUAACGUCCAGUUCUCUACGACUAGCGCUCAGGGUCCUUUCACCACAUGGAACCACGAGACUGACACUCUCACCGUCGGAAAGUUCACUCUGAGCAACAUUCCCGCCACAAUCGACCCCAACAGCGCCGUCACUGUAGACAUUGCCUUCGACUCUUCGGUGGCUGGAAGCUUCGGUGCCUACCUCACAGUCAACUCUAACGGCGGUAGCAAGUCCUUCACCAUUGCAGGCUCCGCCGGACCUGCUCCUGUUGCCUUGAUCGAGUUCCAGACGCCCGAUGCGACCGGCUGGGUCCAAUAUGAUGCUAGCAAGAACUUCACCUUCGGCAACGUCACCGAGAACACCUCUAGAUCCCUCAAGUUCCGUGUCACCAACAAUGCUGCUGCCGGAGGUGUCAACCUCAUCCUUACCGUCUCGAAGCCGCCUUUCGGUAUCCCUGGUAUUGUCGGGGCUGCCAACACGGUUGACCUGGCUGAGGGUACCCAGCUUGCCCCCGGCGAGAGCGCCACGGCCACCAUGGUCUGUUCCGUUCCGAAGUCUCAAUGGAACGUCGAUACCUACGUAGGAUCGGCGCCUUGGACCAUGAACACCAAUGAUCCCAACUUUGAGAAGCACUUCUUCACCUUCGUGUGCAAUGCGGUCUCUGAGCAAGCCCCGCCUCUCCUGCCUAGCGGCCAGGGCAAAUACCGAUACAUCGGAUGCUACAAGGAGAACAACCCCGGCCGCCAGCUCCCGAACCAGCUCGCCGGAGGCACCACGAACACCAACCCCAGCUGUAUCGCUAACUGCGCGGCGAAGAACUACGUCUUCUGCGGCACUCAGUACCACACCGAAUGUUGGGGCGGCCCCACCAUCCCCAACCUCAAGGUUGACGACAAGAACUGCAACUUUGACUGCGGCGGUGACCUUAACCAGGUCUGCGGUGGCAACGGCGUUGGCACCCUCCAGGGUGGCGCUUUCAUCUCUGUCUUCGCGGACUCUACCCAAUGGGACGGUAACACCACUACGCCCACGCCCAACCCUACCAACCCGACCAACCCGACGAAUCCUUCUGGUCCUGUCGUCAACCCCGGUGUGGGCCAGUAUGUGAGCGCAGGAUGCUACACCGAGGGAACAAACGGCCGUGCCCUGCCCAACUUGGUCAAUGUUCAGACUCAAACAGUCGGCAACUGCAUCACAGCUUGCGCCGCCAAAGCGUACACAUGGAUCGGAGUGGAGUAUGGAGGAGAGUGUUGGUGCGGUAACACCCUUGCUACCGGCGCCAUCCCGGCCCUCGCCGCGGACUGCAGCAUGACUUGCAACGGCAACAGCAGCGAAUACUGCGGUGGUCCCAACAGACUCAACAUGUACACACUCAACGCCUCCUUGCCCGUGCCGAGCAGCUCGAGCAGCACCGCUGCAUCUGGUACUGGUACCGCAACCUCAGCCGGCACUGGUACCGGCACCUCUACGUCAACCUCGGCUGCUGCUACGACCACCGCCGCUAACAGCCGUAUCGGCGACUGGCUCUUCCAGGGUUGCUGGACAGAGGGCACAGGCGUUCGCGCUCUCCCGGUCCGCACGUAUGCCAAUGACUCCAUGACUCUGCAAUCUUGCAGUGGUUUCUGCCAGGGCCUCAAGUACUUUGGUACCGACGCCUCUGACGGACUGCUCGUUCCCAUGCCCCGGUGA